AAACGGCCGAACAUCCGGUACGUCGUUACUCCGCAGUAAGCGACGUUAGUCCAAGUUCUGGCUCAAAGUGAACAGCUGUCCGUGUGUCCUGGUACCGGCAGGCCCGAACCAGAACCACGCUUUUAAAGGCCUGUUUAUUUGUUCCAUGGGGACUCUGUGAGCGCGUGCACGCCACCGAACCGAAUCCUCCAGUACAGGCAGGGUGGGUGGAGCCGAGUCAUGGCAGGCGCGUCCGUGAAGGUGGCGGUGCGGGUUCGCCCGUUCAACUCCAGAGAAAUCAGCCGUAACGCCAAGUGUGUGAUCCAGAUGCAGGGCAACACCACGUGUAUCACCAACCCCAAACAGUCCAAAGAUGGAGCAAAGAACUUCACCUUUGACCACUCGUACUGGUCGCACACCAUGGCGGACGACCCAAACUUUUCAUCCCAGAAACAGGUUUAUAAAGACAUCGGAGAGGAAAUGCUGCUGCACGCCUUUGAAGGAUACAAUGUGUGUAUUUUUGCUUAUGGCCAGACGGGGGCAGGAAAGAGCUACACCAUGAUGGGCAAACAGGAGCCUGGACAGGAAGGCAUCAUCCCCCAGCUGUGUGAGGACUUGUUUCAGAGGGUCUCCAAGAACUCUGAUCCAGACCUGACUUACUCUGUGGAGGUGUCCUACAUGGAAAUUUACUGUGAGCGAGUUCGGGAUCUGUUGAAUCCCAAGUCCCAGGGGAACCUGCGGGUCCGGGAGCAUCCCAUCCUGGGUCCGUAUGUGGAGGAUUUGUCUAAACUGGCCGUGACUGGGUUCACAGACAUCUGCGACCUGAUGGAUGUCGGCAACAAGGCCAGGACGGUUGCAGCCACCAACAUGAAUGAGACAUCAUCCAGGUCCCAUGCUGUCUUCACCAUUGUCUUCACCCAAAAACGCCGAGACCAGCUGACUAGUUUGGACACGGAGAAGGUCAGUAAGAUAAGUCUGGUCGACUUGGCUGGAAGUGAGCGAGCAGAUUCUUCAGGGGCAAAGGGAAUGCGCCUUAAGGAAGGAGCAAACAUUAACAAAUCUCUGACCACACUGGGGAAGGUGAUAUCAGCUCUGGCAGACAUGCAGAACAACAAGAAGAGGAAAAGUGACUUUGUUCCCUACAGAGACUCUGUUCUGACCUGGUUACUGAAGGAAAAUCUGGGAGGGAACUCUCGGACGGCCAUGAUUGCUGCGCUGAGUCCUGCUGACAUCAGCUACGAGGAAACACUGAGUACUUUGAGAUAUGCUGACCGUGCCAAACAGAUCCGCUGUCACGCUGUGAUCAAUGAAGAUCCAAACGCCAAACUGAUCAGAGAGCUGAAGGCUGAAGUGGAUCGACUGAGAAACCUGCUCUUCUCCCAGGGCCUGCAGGAGCUGCUCGACAACGCCAUCAACAACAACAUGAGUGCUAGUGUGGGUGUUUCCUCCAGCCCAGUUCAACUGUCAGUCACAGCCAGUGUCUCCACCCCUUCAGCUGCAGGCGUUGAACUGAUGUCUGUCGGUGAAGUCACGGCAGACCACGUGAUUGUGAAUGGUGAAGAAGAGACUGUUGCUGCGGAGACCAUCACUAAAGAGGAGGCAGCAGAGCGACUGCUGGAAACUGAGAAAAUCAUUGCUGAGCUGAAUGAGACGUGGGAAGAAAAACUCAGAAAGACAGAAUCCAUCCGCCUGGAGAGAGAGGCCCUGCUUGCAGAAAUGGGUGUGUCCAUUAAAGAAGAUGGAGGAACAUUGGGUGUGUUCUCUCCUAAAGGGACUCCUCACUUGGUCAACUUGAACGAAGAUCCUCUGAUGUCAGAGUGUCUGCUCUACUACAUCAAAGAAGGCAUCACCAGGGUUGGACAGCAGGAUGUGGACAUCAAACUGUCCGGGCAGUUCAUUAAGGAGAUCCAUUGUGUGUUUGUCAGCGAGACCAGCAGUCAUGGAGAGGUGGUGGUCACAUUGGAGCCAUUGAUCGGAGCAGAAACAUACGUAAACGGGAAGCAGAUAAAUGAAGCUGUCAUCCUGAAACAAGGUAACCGCAUUGUUAUGGGAAAGAACCACGUUUUCCGUUUCAACCACCCGGAGCAGGCAAGGUUGGAGCGAGAGCGCAGUGCCACAGUGGAGCAGCAGGGGGAGCCAGAGGACUGGAACUACGCUCAGAAAGAACUGCUGGAAAAACAAGGCAUUGAUAUCAAACUGGAGAUGGAGAAGAGGCUACAGGAUGUGGAGACUCAGUACCGUAAGGAGAAAGAGGAAGCUGAUCUGCUGCUGGAGCAGCACAGACUGUAUGCUGACAGCGACAGUGGGGAUGAUUCGGACAAACGCUCUUGUGAGGAGAGCUGGAGGCUGAUCUCAUCCCUGAGGGAAAAACUACCUGCCAACAAGGUUCAGUCUAUCGUGAAGCGCUGUGGUCUGCCCAGCAGUGGGAAGAGGAGGGAGCCGCUGAGAGUCUAUCAGAUCCCCCAGAGGAGGAGAAUCAGCAAAGACCCCAAACGGGUCACCGUGGAAGAUCUCCGCAUGCAGGCAGUCAAAGAAAUCUGCUACGAGGUUGCUCUGGGAGACUUCCGCCACUCCCGUCAGGAGAUCGAAGCCCUGUCUAUCGUAAAGAUGAAAGAACUCUGUCGAAUGUAUGCCAAGAAAGACAACAAUGAGAAGGAGAGCUGGAGGGGCGUGGCCCAGGAUGUGUGCGACACUGUGGGCAUCGGCGAGGAGAGAAGCCCGCCCACUGAAGAGGGAGGAGAGCUGGGGGAGGGAGGAGACAAAGGGAAGGUGUACGACCUGAAGGCUCACAUUGAUAAGCUAACCGAUAUUCUGGAGGAAGUGAAGUUGCAGAACAACAUGAAGGACGAGGAGAUCAAAGCUCUAAGGGACCGGAUGAUUAAGAUGGAGAGCGUCAUACCUGUUCAGGACGAUGAUGUGAACGGUGAAGGACGCGUGUCACUCCAACAAGAUGGAUGUGGGGCCAGUGAUGAUCUGGAUUUGCCAGAGGUCAGAGUGCAGAGGCUGAUGGAUGAGGACCCGGUGUUUAGGAGAGGGCGCCUCCGCUGGCUGAAACAGGAACAGCAGCGCAUCUUGAACUUGCAGGAGCAGAACGUCUCCAAGAAAAUGCGAGGACAGAACCCAGGUCAGAAUGGCCCAGUGGUUCCUGUACACCUCCCGGGCACCGGACGCUUCAUCCCGCCGCAGGAGUGCAAACUGAAGUUUCCCUUUAAGAGUAACCCCGCCCACCGACUGUCAUGGGGACCAGCCAGUGCGGCGCUGCAGGCUCUGGGACUCGGGGAGGGAGGAGGAGAUGGAGGAGGAGGAGACGGGAAGUCUUCUCCCUCACCUCCUCUUCCUCCUCUUCAAAUUCAAGCCCCAGGUCUCCUGCCCCUCCCCUUCCAGGCUCCACCCCCUCGCAUGGGAUCACCCAGCCCCCACCGUGCCAAGCAGCAGCGUAACCAGGGCGGCUACCUUUACCAGCAGCAGGAUGGCGGCCAUAAUCAGCAGCGACGCUACCGCCGCAACUCUCUGGACAACUCGGCCAAUAGCAACAGCCAGGACAGUGACCUGAAUUCUGACAGUGGUGGUUACCAGGGACGACCGAGACAAAGGAGGGGGGUGUCACCUGGGCCAGGAGGGCAGAGGGGAGGAGGAGGAAGAGACGGCGGCUUCCUUUAUAACAAUCAGCACCACCAGUACCACCUUAACCCGUACUACAACCCCCACAAUGCACCAUUCCAGCCAGGCCCUCACUCCAAUUACUACAGCCUGCCACAUCCCGGAUUCCCGCCACCACCCGCUGACAUGAUGCUGGGGGUGGCACCACAUCAGCGGGGGUGGGGCUUCACCACCCCACCAAGGAUGAGACGUCAGCACAGCGCACCGGACCUCAAAGACAAAGACACACCCAUCUGACCUGACCUUUGACCUGUGAACCUGAACUCUGUUUUCUGAUUGGUUGGGCAGGGGGCAGUUACUGAUGCUGUAGCUGUGUGUGUGUGUGUGUGUGUUAUGAUGAGCUUCUGCGCCAGCAUGGGUUAGCGGUUGUGUAACCAUAGCGACACCGUUUUUGGGAUGUUUGUGGGAGGAUGGUUGUUAUUAUUUACAGCUCACUGUGUUUGAUAUUUUUGUUAAUUUCUUGGUCAGACAUUUUUUAUGCUGUGCCUUAAAGUUAAACAGUUACCUCUGGAUGCUAGCUUUACCGUUUACGGGCUUAACCGUCAGAUACUGUCAGUUAGCCGAGCAGGCCUGAUUCAGUCUCUUAGCUUAUCCUAGCCCACUAACUUGAGCCUGGCAGUGGAGCGGUUAGCGUGUUGUGACUUUAAUGUGGAUAAUUAUUAUUAUUGUUAACAGAAGCAGCGUUCACGCCCUGUGGGCCAGAGGGUUCCACCGACAAUUCCUCCAUUGAGUUCCUGAUUCAAAGCUGGUUCAGGAACAUCUUUAAAAGCCAUCUGAAACACCUUAAGUGCACUUGUAGUGGAAUCCGGUUCAAACUGGUUUGUCUCCAUCAUCCAUUUUUGUGCUCUUCAAAUCAGUUUGAUUUUAAACCUUCAGAAGCAGAAAAAGACAUUUCAAAAUUAUAUUUCAAAGCAGUUUAUCCCAAAAACAGCUGUUUUUUGUUUAAAAAACUCACAUCAGACAAACUGGAUUUUUUCUCAUCGAAAAUGUCACACUGACUGUAAAUUCAGAUAAAUGUUUGAGACAUUUCAUGAUCAUUAUUAUCAUCACUUUGGCUUAGUUGCACCUCUAGAGUCUGCAGGCUGUAACUGCACUGUCAGCUGACUGGAGAGUAAACGCGAUUGAGACGCACCUGCUGACGAAUGUCAAACAAAUGGAUAAAGCCGGUAAAUGAUUUUGUUUUUACUAUGUGGGAUUUAUUUAUUUUUUACUAGGUUCUUCUUCUUUUUUUUAAAUAGUCGGUCGUGUUUGCGUCUCUCCCCCUCGACUUGAACGUUGUCACUGACAGCUACAAACCAAAGAAAGCUGUACUGCGCUGCCCCCUGGUGUCCUGUUGGUCAGAUACACUGCUGUAAAGGAAGAGUUUGUUUGAAAACAGUGAAUUAAUUGGAGUUUAUGGAAUGUUUUGUGUAUAUUUGAAGUUUAUCAAUGUUUUCUGGCUGCAGCAGUUAAAUUUUUGAGUGAUUUUUUUUUUUUUUUUCCCUGUCAUGUAUGAGGUUUUCUGCAUUUACUUGUCAUGUGACCAGCAUGAGUUUACUUCAGUAAUCAUGGGAAACGUAAGUGUAAUAGCAUCUGAUGGAAGCAUAGGAACGUGACUGAUUGUGGGCUGAACCAGCCGGUGAGCAGGGAACUGUGAGAAAUGUAGUGACAAGAGAAAUGAGUUCAGUGGGAGGUUGAGAAAUGCAGAUUUAGUAACAAACGUAUGAAGGAAGAUUUUUGUUUUAUUUUUCAUGUUUUAAUACGGAAAUGGCCGUCAGGAUCCAAGAUCAACACAAACCCGGUCGGGAAACAAAGCAGGAAAAGGAUACUUUGAAUUUUGGAUCCAGUGGUGUAACAGUUAAACUGACAUUGACUUUAACGAGCUAGCUAACAUGACAGGCAGUAGAUGCAAGCUAGCUUAACAUGCAGCUAUCAGUUCAGGUUGGUUAGCUUGUUGGGACAUUAGCAGCACCAGGAGUUUGUGAACGUGCAGAAACAUAUUUUGUCUUCGACAGCUCGUGCUAUGUCAUUCUGAUUUACGUGUUUUUCUAGUUGUAGCUAUAGUUAGCGUUUAGCAUGGAGGCUAAAAGUGUGUUAAAACUGCUGUUCAAUAUUUAUUUACAAAGACACAAACGGAACAGAGCAAGGCAUUGUGGGAG
Molecule: messenger RNA, 5777 nt
Organism: Thalassophryne amazonica
Lineage: Eukaryota; Metazoa; Chordata; Actinopteri; Batrachoidiformes; Batrachoididae
Gene: kif1ca
Product: kinesin family member 1C
Exons: 27
Coding region: 220-3876 (1218 amino acids)
Biological process (GO): microtubule-based movement
Molecular function (GO): ATP binding; microtubule motor activity; microtubule binding
Source: RefSeq, a predicted model, not a curated record